Messenger RNA from Cladophialophora carrionii CBS 160.54, 1530 nucleotides. RefSeq lists its product as uncharacterized. The record is from RefSeq and is a predicted model, not a curated record. Bases 1 to 1530 code for a protein of 509 amino acids. The transcript is spliced from 4 exons. Lineage: Eukaryota; Fungi; Ascomycota; Eurotiomycetes; Chaetothyriales; Herpotrichiellaceae. Gene Ontology annotation, cellular component: cytoplasm.
AUGGCACAGGCAGCGCCAGCGCCUCUGGCCGAACGCGGCCCAUCUCCGCUUGCGUCCAAGAAUCCCUUCCGGAACCUUGUAUCAGAGAACAACACCGUCAAACCAAUCUCGACGAAUCCUUUUCUCGAUGCCAACGAGAUCACGUCUCCAGACUCGGCCACCAAAACUACACCUACAACGGCCAGUGCCAGUGCCAGCGCAACCAGCCCAUCCAGCAUGGAGGCUAAGAGUGCCGAUAUAUUCGCCAGUCUCGAUUUGAAAGACUCAAAGCCCUCACAGCCUCCUGUUAAUGGCAGUGUAAGGCGAGAGAACAUGCCUCCUCCACGAACAUACCCACCACGUGGCCCUCCUCUCCGUCAUAGGCCUAGCAAUUCGGAUGAAGAACGCCGGCGACAGCAGGGGAAACCUCGAGGUCCGCCAAAUGAACUUGACAUCUUUGCAGAUCCUCCGGACGCCAGUCGCGCGCACGAAAGACGUGCGCCGCCACGACGAAAUAGCGAGUCGUCUGUUCGCGAGAAGCCAAAGGAUGUGGAUCCUGACGCGGAAAAGCGAAGACGAGAGCGGAGAGCACGUGAAGGCCGUGAAGGCCGUGAAGGUCGUGACGGAAAAGGCUCAAUGAAGUCCAAGAAGCCAAACGCGAGGUUGGAUAUUAUCGAUAAACUGGAUGUCACAAGCAUCUAUGGUACUGGCCUAUUCCACCACGACGGUCCCUUUGACGCCUGCAACCCUCAUCGGAAUCGCAGAGGCGCCAGGCAAGCCCCGAUGCAGGCAUUUCCUAAAGACUCGCUGAAUAUGCAGCUCGGGGGCUCCGGGCCAAACAAUUCUAAACUUAACCUUGACCAGUACCACGGCACAGGCAUAGAAGCAAAUCGCGAUUAUAAUCAUGCGGCGGUACAGGAUGCCGAUGCGGACUAUAUGCGCCGACCACUCCCCGAGAGGAGUGCUAGCUUCAAUCCGACAGCUCGAACCGAACCCGUCCACGGUCACGAGUCAGCCGGUCUAGGAACGAGCACUUUCUUGGAGGGCACACCGGCCAGUCGAGCUGCGAUCCAGCGUCGAGAGAGCGAGCAAGAAGCCGCCGAUCAGGCCAUGGCAGCUGGUCUAUCACGGAAGAAGAGCUUGGCCCAGAGGAUCAAAUCUGUGCGACCGCGGGUGAAUGACACGGGACGCAUGACAUCCCCCGAGCCCUUCCCUGCUGUGAGUCCGACCAGCCCGCUUGGGACAGGCCGGUCCGAGCAGAACGGCGUGAACCCAUUUUUCAAGGAUUAUGACAAAGAGUACGAGAAGAAAGGUGCACAGAUCGCAUUUGCAGAGGAGCAACUCAAGAAUCCUCCACGGACUCGGGCGCCAUCCAGUCCGAAACGUAGUGCACUGACUUUGGAACGGAAAAUGACGGCUGAAAGUGUCGGCCCUCCACCAGAAGAAGGCAAGGCUGGCGGUGGUGGCGGCUUUCUCAGCCGAGUCAAGAGCAUCAAGGGAGGACGAAGCAAGACUCGCGAGAGGCGAAAUACCGAGGCGUCGUCUAGUUGA